AUGUUUAACUUGACAGAAGUUACCUUCCUCAGUGACAGCCAUGCUUGGUUCCAGACUUUAAAGCCUUGGUGGGAUGUCCUGAUGGACUACUUGGUACUAGCGAUGCUGAUGGUAUCUCUUCUGUCAAGUACUCUGCUGAUCUCCAUUGACCAUAUGACCUGCUUACCUCUGAAUGACAAGCUAAAUGAGACUACAGCAGCUGUGCCCAAACUUGGAGCUACAGAGAAUGCCAUCAGUGAAGAUUCUGAGAAACAUGGCCACACAAUCAACCUUGACUACCAGCAGUACCUGUACAUCAACCAUGUUUGCUACCAGAAGGCUUUGCCUUGGUUCUCCAAGUAUUUUCCUUACCUAGCACUUGUCAACUCACUGCUCUUAAUGGCAAGCAGCAACUUCUGGUUCAGUUACCCUAAGACCUCAUCAAAGAUUGAACACUUCUUAUCCAUCCUAAUGAAAUGCUUUGAGUCACCUUGGACCAUCAAGGCUCUCUCUGAAAUGGUCUGCCAGAAUUUCCCAGACCUACCCAAAACCACUGAUACUGGAGGGUAUCAAGAACCCAUUUCUCCAUCAUCCUCUCCCAUCUUAGACUGGAAGGAAAGGGAGCAAGGCCGGGCACUCUUUGAGAAGAUCCACAGAUUCAGGGCACACACUGAAGGUGCCAGCUUGAUUUACAUGGUCUACAUGGGACAAACAAUCUUCAAAGUUGCAAAGAUCCUAACUGUGCUGGGCUAUACCUCCAACUAUGUAGGAGCCAUUUCCUUUGACCAUGUUUGCUGGCUGGACACAGAGAACCUCACUGGUUACUCUGGUUUCCUCUGUACCCACAGUUUGGCUUUUAUUUUGCAGAAGCUGAUGGCUACCUACCUGUUUUUGGUAUUCUUCUAUGCGGUAGUGGGGGCUUACCCAUUGUUGUGGCUGCUGCGGCAGCCAUUGCAGACGUAUUCUUUUAAACAAAUGCGAGAAGGCAGUCACUUCCUUGAUAUCCCAGAUGUCUAUAAUGAUUUUGCUUUCCUGCUGCACAUGGCUGACCAGUGUGACCAAUUGUAUUCAUGGCGGUUUGCCAUCUUCCUCUCAGCCAUGAGUAAGAGCUCUUUGCUGGAUGUGGGCCUUGACAAUGACUUAGGUGUUAAAGGGCUGCAGCAGCAGUGUAUAUAAUGACACUCACAGGCAAGGUCAGAAUGCUGAGGCUUUGCAAGCUGCCAGGCUAUCUAGGGCCAUCUUCUGUAAAACAGAAGCCCUGAAGCACGCAAAUGAUCCCAGAUGAAAGCUGCCAGCAAAUUGUGUGUACUAACUUAGCUGCACCUUUCUCAAUCCUUAAUGGUAAAGAUGGAACCCACUGACCUAGAAUACCUUCAGGAAAGGCCCAUAAUAUUCCACAUCACAUUUCUUGACAUUACAA
This is a messenger RNA of Rhineura floridana, 1399 nucleotides long. Its product is annotated as volume-regulated anion channel subunit LRRC8D-like. The transcript has a single exon. The record is from RefSeq and is a predicted model, not a curated record. NCBI's taxonomy places the organism in Eukaryota, Metazoa, Chordata, Lepidosauria, Squamata, Rhineuridae. Bases 1 to 1155 code for a protein of 384 amino acids.